This is a messenger RNA of Bubalus bubalis (water buffalo), 1867 nucleotides long. RefSeq names its product HAUS augmin like complex subunit 2 (gene HAUS2). Gene Ontology annotation, biological process: microtubule nucleation; spindle assembly; centrosome cycle. Lineage: Eukaryota; Metazoa; Chordata; Mammalia; Artiodactyla; Bovidae. The transcript has 6 exons. Gene Ontology annotation, cellular component: mitotic spindle microtubule; HAUS complex; centrosome. The coding region runs from base 40 to 747 and encodes 235 amino acids. The record is from RefSeq and is a predicted model, not a curated record.
ACUCACUCUGCGCGCCACCCGGGAAGGUGGCUUACGGCCAUGGCCGCGGCGAACCCCUGGGACUCGGCUACCGCGCCAAACGCUGCUGGGCUACUGCUGGGCCACUUUAUUACAUCGAAGUUGGUCACUGAGGAGAUGUUAAAUAUAUCUAAGAAAUCAACUUCUUGCUUUGUGAACUUCUCCAGACUACAGCAGAUCACAGAUAUUCAAGCUGAAAUCUACCAGAAAAACCUGGAAAUUGAACUCCUAAGCCUAGAAAAAGAUGCUGCAGAUGUUGUCCAUCCUUCCUUUUUGGCUCAGAAGUGUCAUAGUCUGCAAAGCAUGAAUAAUCAUUUGGAAGCAGUGCUAAAAGAAAAGCGGUCCCUCAGGCAAAGACUGUUGAAACCCAUGUGCCAAGGAAACUUGCCUAUUGAAGCUGUUUAUCACAGAUACAUGGUACAUUUGCUGGAAUUGGCAGUAACUUUCAUUGAGCGAUUAGAAGAUCAUCUUGAAACAAUUAGAAAUAUCCCUCAUUUAGAUGCAGAUCUAAAGAAAAUGAGCACAGCUUUAGCAAAGAUGGAUAUAUUGGUGACUGAGACAGAAGAACUGGCAGAGAAUAUACUCAAGUGGCGAGAACAACAAAAGGAAGUUUCCUCUUAUAUCCCCAAAAUAUUAGCUGAAAAAAAUUCUCUUCAUAAACAUGAUGUUAUAGUGCCUCCUUUACCUCUUACUUCUAAAGUUAAUGUUCAAACUAUUAAUGCCAAGUAAUUAUCAACUGUUUAUUUUUAUUUAAUUAUAUGUAAUUGUGUGAAGCCCAUUUCUAGUCAAUUAUAACACAGGUAUUUAUAGACUUUGCCACUAGCCAAACUGAAAGAGCCCUCUUUAUAUUGAAAUACUAAGAUUCCAAGUUCAUUAAGACAAAGCUGAGUUUUCUUUUGUUUUCCAUGUAUUUUUAUUCCACUUUUCAGUAAAGCUCAAAUAUAAAUAUGGCAGUUUAUUAACAUGAGUGCAUUAAUCAUAUCUUAGGUAGCAGACUUUAUUAUGUUUUUUAAAAAUGCAUGUUUUUGAAUUAGAAGAGUCUAGAAUCUCAAAGUAUGUUGAUUAUUCCUGUGGGAUUGUCACUAAGUGUGCAGAAGAAUAACAGCAGAUCAAAGGCCUGCUUGUAAAGUUGGACCUUGGCUGGCAUCUGGAAACUUAGAUUCCAAGAGGGUUCCCUCCACUCUCGUCAGUUAAGAGUUGCUUGCUAUGACUAAGGUGUUUGUACAGUGUGGUUUGUGCUAACACAUGCCUUCUUCCUGGGAAUCUAGAAUUUGCAUAUAUGCUAGGAAGGAUGUACCUAUGUGAAUAGCCCACAAUAACAACCCUGGCACAGCUUGUUUCUUUGUUUUGUAUUGUUUUGGCCCUGCUGUGUGGCUUGUGAGAUCUCAGUUCUCCAGCCAGGUAUUGAACCCGGGCUGUUGGCAGUGAAAGCAUGGAGUCCUGAUCACUGAACUGCCAGGGAAUUCCCUGGCGCUGCAUCUUUUGUUUUUGUUUGUUUGUGGCACUGCAUCUUUAAUGAGGUUUUAUGGUAGACAACCUUUCACACAUGUCACAAUUCAGUUGCUGGAGGAAUUAAGCACAUCCUGUGGGACUCUAUUGGCAGAGGACUCUGGAAGUUUGUGCCUGGUUUCCCCCCAGACUUUGCCCUGUACACCUUUCGCUUUGCUCUUUUGCUUUGAAUGCUUUUGCUGGAGUAAAUUAUAGCCAUGAAUACAGUGAUAUGCUGAGUCCUAUGAGUCCUCCGAGCAUCUCAUCAAACCAGGGUGGCAGGGAAAGGGGUUUAUGGGGACCCGACAUAUGAAGCAGUUCCAGAGGGUAUUCACUGGCAGCCUUAGAAACAGGCCAAAAA